Molecule: messenger RNA, 1560 nt
Organism: Melanaphis sacchari
Lineage: Eukaryota; Metazoa; Arthropoda; Insecta; Hemiptera; Aphididae
Product: piggyBac transposable element-derived protein 4-like
Exons: 3
Source: RefSeq, a predicted model, not a curated record
AUGAGUUCUCGACCAAAACGGUUUAAAAUAUGCGAUGAAAGUGUUGUGCGGGAACUUUUAGAUGACGUAGAUGAGCAUUAUGUUCCUUCAAAUAUCUCCGAUAAUAUUCAAAGUGACAGUGAUAGUAAUAAUUUUGAUGACAUUUCUAAUGAAGUAACUAAUAUACAAAGGCCUGUUAUUGAACCUAUUUGGAAUGAUGUUACAGGUCAUCACCAAAAACAAUUUAUAUUUAUGUUAGAAACUAAUAGAAAUGCAGAUCAAAUAUUAUCUAAAUUUCGUUUAACUAAAUCUAGUAGAUUUUCGAAGUGGACACCUACCAAUGCUACAGAAAUAAAACAUUUUUUGGGUUUAUUAAUGUGGAUGGGGCUAGUACAGAUGCCAAGUAUUAGAGAUUAUUGGAGUUUAAAAAUAAUAUAUAAAAACAGUGUAGUUAAAAACAUAAUGCCCAGAAAUAGGUUUGAAUUGAUUAUUCGUUUUUGGCAUUUUUCGGAUAAUGAGCAAGCCCCCGAAAAUGACAGGAUAUUUAAAGUUCGAAAUCUAAUCUACAAAAUUGUAAAAAAAUUUCAAAAUGCAAUGGAACCAGAGGAAAUGAUGGCAGUCGAUGAAACAAUGGUCCCAUUCCGUGGUAUAUUAAAAUUUAAGCAAUACAUUCCCGGUAAGGCUCAUAAAUACGGGAUUAAAUUAUUUAAACUUUGUGGAGCAAAUGGAUACACGUAUAAUAUUCAAGUGUACGCAGGAAAAGGACAAAAUGAUGGCAGAGGAUUAGGAUGUAGUGUUGUUAUGGAUUUGACUUCUUUAUAUUUGAACGCUGGCAGAACUAUAAUAACCGACAAUUUUUAUACUUCACUCAACCUAGCUAACGCGCUUUUAGAAAAUAAAACUCAUUUAAUAGGUACAUUAAGAUGUAACAGAGUUAAGCUUCCAGAAGUUAUAAAAUCAAAAUUACAACCUGGACAAAUCAUAGGUAAAGAAAAUUUAAAUGGGAUUGUGGUUGCUAAAUGGCGCGAUAAAAGAGAUGUUACUAUGUUAUCGACUCGUCAUAACAUUACCAUGGUAGACACAGGGAAGAAAAAUAGAAACAACGAAACAAUUCUUAAGCCAAAAAUUAUAGUUGAUUAUAAUUCAGGUAAGGCUGGGAUUGACCUGUCAGAUCAACUAUCGAGUUAUAGUAGUCCAGUACGGAAGUCGAUUAGAUGGUACCACAAAGUGGCAACGGAGAUUUUAUUAGGAACUGCUGUAGUAAAUGCACUUAUAGUACAUAACUUAAAUACAUCACACAAUAAACUUAAAAUUACGCAGUUCCGUGAAGCACUGAUUAACGAAAUGCUUGAAUUAAAUCAACCAUUAGUUCAUCAAGAUUCAGUUUCUACUUCAACAUCAUCAACAUCAAGACGAGCAUCAUCAAAACAUAUUCUCAAUGAAACUUCGGAAAAGUGUAGCAGAAACCGAAAAAUAAGAAAAAGAUGUGCACAUUGUUAUAAAGAUAAAGCUGCAAUAGUUGGAUCAGUUCAGGCCUGUAAAGACGUUAAAAGAGUUACAACUUUAUGUACGAAAUGUGAU